AUGGAGUCCAGCUCAGUCCGCUCAUUGGAACAGGUCACUACAGAAUACCGCAUCACAGGCCUGGUCUUCUACUGUGUCAUCUUCACCAUCGGCAUAGUGGUCAAAGUCACCGCAUAAUGGGUCUUUGCCUUGACCACCAAGAGGAGGAACUCCGUCUCGGUCUACAUGAUCAACGUAGAUCUCGUCUUUAUCGUCCUACUCCCCUUCAGGAUGAUUUACUAUGGGCAGGACCAGGGGCCCUUUGGGGACAUCUUCUGUCGGGUCAGUGCGGCUCUGACUGUCUUCUAGCCCUGCAUGGCCUUGUGGCUCUUCGCCCGUGAUCAGCACCGACCGCUACGUGGCCAUUGUCCAGCCCAAACACAGCAAGGAGCUCAAGAACAUCCCCAAAGCCCUGGUUGCAUGCGUCGGGGGGUGGAUCAUGACCCUGGGUAGCACUGUCCUCUUGCUGUUCCCUGAUCAUGACCCGGAUCGCGCCUCCAACUUCACCACCUGCGUCAAGAUGCGUGACAUCAUCCACCUGCGAACGGACAACCCCGUCCACUUUGUGCGCCUGGUCUUCUUCUUCCUGCUGCCCAUCUGUAUCAUGAUUGGUUGCUAUGUGGUCAUUGUGGAUAACCUCAUCCACGGAUGGACGUCCAAGCUCAAGCCCAAGGUCAAGCAGAAGUCCAUCAGGAUUAUUUCACACUCAUCAUCCAGGGGCUGGUGUGUUUCGUACCUUCCCAAGUUUGUUUGGUGGUUCUGUUGCUGGAAGGAGGGGAUGGAUCAGAGUACAGCACAUGGGGAGCCUUUACGAUGUUCCUGA
This is a messenger RNA of Coregonus sp. 'balchen', 802 nucleotides long. NCBI's taxonomy places the organism in Eukaryota, Metazoa, Chordata, Actinopteri, Salmoniformes, Salmonidae. The record is from the annotation of a GenBank genome assembly.